Messenger RNA from Metarhizium brunneum ARSEF 3297, 1689 nucleotides. RefSeq lists its product as uncharacterized. The record is from RefSeq and is a predicted model, not a curated record. Lineage: Eukaryota; Fungi; Ascomycota; Sordariomycetes; Hypocreales; Clavicipitaceae. Gene Ontology annotation, molecular function: protein binding.
AUGGAGCCGCUGAACCAGCUCAAGCGUCGGUCGACCGACCUCUUCAAGCAAGCGCAGCAGAACAUGCCGUCGCUCCCCAGGAGCAUGAACAUGGACAUGCCCAGCGUGCCCGGCCUGCCGCAUCUGCAAAAGAGCCUCCCGUCCCUAUCGCAGCUCCGCUUCAGAAACAGCAAGGCCGCCGCCGCCGUGCAAGGAACGUGGCAGCGAAUCGACAUUCCAGCCCUGCCGCGGUCCUCGCACUCGGUCAAUGUCGUGGCCGGAAGCGCCUACAUCUUUGGCGGCGAGAUUGAGGCGCGGCAACCAGUCGGCAACGACAUGCACAUCAUUCGACUGCCGUCCAGCAGUGCCGGGGCCGACUACCACCGGAUCGAGGCCAGGGCGGCCGCGGUCGAGCCUGACACGGCGCCCGCGCAGACGGCGAACCUGGAUGAGGUGGCCUUGGAGGAGGAGGAGGAGGAAGGGCCCAAGGGCAAGGGCAAAGAAACGGCCACGGACGUCAGGCCCAGGCUCGGCGACGUGCCGGCUGCGCGUGUCGGCCACGCAACCGCCGUUAUCGGGUCGCGCAUCUUCCUGUUUGGCGGCCGCGGCGGCCCGGACAUGAAGCCUCUGGAGGAGGCCGGCCGCGUCUGGGUGUACGACACGCGCUCGCACGCCUGGUCGCACCUCGACCCGGUGCCCGCGGUCAAGGGCGGCGCCAUCAUCCCGCAGCCCAGCCCGCGCAGCUACCACUGCGCGACGGCUAGCGACCGGCCGCGUGACUUCCCCGAGCCCGGCUCAUCAUCGGCGGCGGCCCGAAAGCCGCAGACCUGGCGGCAGUGGGCGCUGGGCGACACCUCCAAGACGGGCAUCCCACAGGACCCCGUGGUGGGCUACGUGGCCGAGCAGGCCGUGGAUACCGAGUCGGACGGCUACGGCACCUUCUUCGUGCACGCGGGCUGCCUCGCCGGCGGCGACCGCACGAGCGACCUCUGGGCCUUUGACGUGCGCGCGCGCACAUGGACCGAGCUGCCCGCCGCCCCGGGCCCGUCACGCGGCGGCGCGGCCAUCUGCAUAUCCAAGAGCCGCCUCUUCCGCUUCGGCGGCUACGACGGUGAGGCCGAGGUCGGCGGCCAGCUCGACUUUUUGCACCUCGAGGUGGAAACCUUCGACGACGGCGCCUCCCGGGGCGAAGUGUCGGUCCACGCCCGCGCGGGCUGGCAGACCAUUCCGCAGGACGGCGACGGCGCCGACGCCUCGCCCGCCGAAAUCCGCGCCGAGCCGCGCCAGGAGUGGCCCGCGCCGCGGAGCGUGGCCUCCCUGCAGGCCCUCACCGUCGGCGGCGGCAAGGAGUAUCUCGUGCUGGCCAUGGGCGAGCGCGCGCCCAGCGCCGACGGCCACUCCGCCGCCGGCGCCUUCUUGGACGACGUGUGGACCUUUGAGGUGCCGCCGCUGGGCAUGACCGCCGCCAGCGUCCGGGCCGCCUUCCUCCAGGCCGUGGGGAAGAAGACGGGCGAGGGGAGGUGGCAAAAGGUCAGCAUGGCCGAGUACGACGACGAGAGCGGCGACGGGGUGCCCGCCGCGAGGGGAUGGAUCGCGAGCGCGCCCCUGACCGAUCUGGAGGAGAGCGGCAUCAUGAUUUGGGGCGGGUUGGGCGCCGAUAACAAGAGGAUUGGUGAUGGUUGGAUCCUCCGCCUCGGUAAGAGUGAUUGA